AUGCCGCUGAUACGUCACCAGGUUGGAGACUCCAUUGUCGACCCCGAAACCUCUCACUUUGAUGCCGAGCAAGAUGUCCAAUCUCUUCUAGAUGGCUUCUAUGGCCGUGGAUACAGCCACCUCGACACAGCUCGCGAUUACUCUCCGAAUGUACCAGGUGCAUCCGAGUCACGUCUCGGCAGGGCUAAAGGCGCCUCUCGGUUCACAAUCCACACAAAAGUCCACAGCGCAGACCCGGGAGAUCAUCUACCCACAAAGCUCGGACUUAGCAUUGAUCAAUCGCUGGAGGAUCUCCAAACACCCAAUGUCGAGACCAUGUUUCUGCAUUUUCCGGACCGCCAUACUCCCUUUGAGGAAACAAUCAAAGCGAUGGACACCGCUCUGAAACAAGGAAAAUUCAAAAGGUACGGUCUUUCAAACUAUUCAGCUACUGAGGUGCAACGAAUACUCGAUAUUUGCGAGCGACAUGGGUAUAGGAAGCCUGGUGUGUAUGAGGGACAUUAUAACGCCAUUGUGAGAGGAGCGGAGAAGGAGUUGUUUCCCCUUUUGCGUAAGCAUAAUAUGGCCUUCUACGCGUAUAGUCCCGCGGCUGGCGGUCUUUUCUCAGGCCAUACUGCUUCUUCGGGACGAUGGAAACGGGAUAACUUCCUAGGCAACGUUUACACUUACCUUUAUCGGAAACCCCCGGUCCGCAUUGCAGUAGCUACAAUACUUGAGCUUGCAGAAAACCACGGCAUCAAUGGACACGCUGCAGCAUUGCGAUGGACAGCAUUUCAUAGUAACCUAGAUGGAAAGCAUAGCGAUGCUGUUAUCUUUGGUGUUUCUAAGAUGGAACAGCUUCAUGAAACGCUCGAUGCCCUUGAGGCUGGUCCUCUUCCCGAGGAUCUUGCGACAGGUCGUAUUGUCCGGAUAGCCCCUAGACAAUACAGCAUCGACAGUCUCGACGCAGCCAGAACUAUCUACGGUCACGGCAGCCAUUUUACCAAGAAUGAAUGGUACGUCCCAUGGGGUAAUCCUGCCCUGAACAACCUUUUCAACGAGUUGAAUCCGAGAGUACACUCCGACAUGCGCCGACAAGUCGCCAGCGUAUAUUCCAUGUCCAACAUGGUCUCGUACGAGCCCUACGUGGAUGAGUGCACUGAUAUUUUUGCUCAACGCUUGUCUGAAUUUUCUGAUGAGGGCCGUGUGAUUGAUCUGGGGCAUUGGUUCCAGUGUUAUGCUCUCGAUGUCAUUGGCAAAGUCACGUUCUCCAAGCGAUUUGGUUGUCUCGACGCCGGGAACGACCCUCAGGGAGUCCUUGAGGCUUUGGACGAAGCCCUGGCAAUCAGCACUAUAAUCGGUAUUUAUCCACGCGUGUAUCCCUCUCUAUUCCGCAUCUCCAAGUACCUCGGGUCUGGUAAAGAGCCACGGGGAAACGCAUAUAUAGUCAAAUUUGCAACAGAACAGGUCGCAGCCAGCCGGGUGGAAGAGAAGCCUAAAGAUAGACCUCAGGACUUUAUUUCCAAACUACUCCAGAUUCAAGCAGAACGACCGGAGACCAUUAAUGAGGCAACGAUUGAGACUGCUGGAAACACUAAUGUUGCUACUAGAUCAGACACCACGGCGAUUUCCCUUAGUGCCAUCGUAUACUACCUCUACAGAAAUCCGAGAACAUUAUAA
Messenger RNA from Colletotrichum costaricense, 1659 nucleotides. RefSeq names its product aflatoxin B1 aldehyde reductase member 2. The transcript is spliced from 6 exons. Gene Ontology annotation, molecular function: oxidoreductase activity, acting on paired donors, with incorporation or reduction of molecular oxygen; heme binding; iron ion binding. Bases 1 to 1659 code for a protein of 552 amino acids. The record is from RefSeq and is a predicted model, not a curated record. Lineage: Eukaryota; Fungi; Ascomycota; Sordariomycetes; Glomerellales; Glomerellaceae.